Pseudoliparis swirei is the source of this 815-nucleotide messenger RNA. It is a transcript of the gene ccdc12, whose product is annotated as coiled-coil domain containing 12. The transcript has 7 exons. The coding region runs from base 30 to 515 and encodes 161 amino acids. NCBI's taxonomy places the organism in Eukaryota, Metazoa, Chordata, Actinopteri, Perciformes, Liparidae. Gene Ontology annotation, cellular component: post-mRNA release spliceosomal complex; U2-type spliceosomal complex. The record is from RefSeq and is a predicted model, not a curated record.
CGUGUCGCGUUAGCAAUUGAGAGAUAAACAUGGAGCGAAAUGUUGGGUCGCUGCAGGAGCAGGCUUUGAAGAGAAAGGAGAGACUGAAAGCUUUAAGAGAUAAACAACUUUAUGGGCAGGAAGACGGGGAGCCAGAGAACAAAAAGGCUUCACUAGAGGAGACGACUGAAGAAAGGCACAGAGAGUUGAAGCUGAGGAAUUACACACCAGAGGAUGAAGAGCUGAAGGAGAGGCAGGUGCCCAAAGCAAAACCUGCAUCAGUGGAGGAUAAAGUAAAAGACCAGUUGGAUGCAGCUAAUCCAGAGCCCAUCAUUGAAGAAGUGGAUUUGGCCAACCUCGCCCCGAGAAAACCAGACUGGGAUCUAAAGCGUGAUGUUGCAAAGAAACUGGAGAAGUUGGAGAGGAGAACACAGAGAGCGAUCGCCGAACUCAUCCGGGACCGUCUGCGAGGCAGUGAAGACGAGUUGGCCGCAGCGGUGGAAGCAGCAGGAUUGGAAGAGGGAGACUCGGACUAAAGAUGACCGAUUUAAAAAAAGAAAAGAAAAGAGACUCCCGAGGGAUUGCCUUGGGUUACUGGGACUGUUCCUUCACAUCUGUGUUGUGCUCACGGAAAUGGCUACUUUCCUCCAUGCAGAGAGUAAAGUCAUGUCAGGUCUUCAUUUCCCCUUGAGUCCUGCCUUGGAUCAUUGCGUUAUUCCAUAUUAAUAUGUAGUCGUACAUUCUGUGUACGUGGUUUAUUGAUGUGCAGUGGUAAUGCAAUGUCCAUAUUUUGUUGUACAUUUUACAUUUUCAAGUAAAAUAACUUUUUCAAAUGG